This is a messenger RNA of Drosophila melanogaster (fruit fly), 863 nucleotides long. It is a transcript of the gene MED21, whose product is annotated as mediator complex subunit 21. The record is from RefSeq and is marked reviewed. Gene Ontology annotation, cellular component: mediator complex; nucleus. The transcript has 3 exons. NCBI's taxonomy places the organism in Eukaryota, Metazoa, Arthropoda, Insecta, Diptera, Drosophilidae. Bases 140 to 568 code for a protein of 142 amino acids.
UAUUAAUAGCAUUUCUUUUUUUAAGAGAAUAGUCGCUGCUGUGAGGUAUCUGUAAAUAAGACAUAAAAUCAAUCGAUAAAUAAAUGCUUAUAUAUUAUAAAAAUCACCAACGGUCAUUAAUUAUUAACUCUGUAGUAAAAUGGCGGAUCGGCUUACACAAUUGCAAGACACCGUUAAUCAGCAAGCGGAGCACUUCUGCAAUGCUAUUGGUGUAAUUCAACAAACGUCCCUUCCAAGUAAAUUUGUUAAUUUUGAACGCAUUGGACCCCAAACGCCAAUCCCAUGUCCGCCGCAAGAAGACUAUGCCCAAUUAUUUGCACAGUUAAUUGCACGAUGUGCUAAAGACAUCGACACCUUAAUCGAGUCUCUUCCAAAUGAAGACAGCUCCAUUGAACUCCAAAAUUCUAGCCUUAAGAGGCUCGAGAUCGAAAACCAGGGAACUGCAAGAGACCUAGAGGAAGUAGUGCAAAAAGGCGAACUUUUGCUAGAAAAAAUGCAGUAUUCUUUGGAAUGCAUUGCUCAGGCUCAAUUAGAUAUGCAAAUAACACUCAAACAUGAUUUACAAUAGCUGCUUAACACAUUUUUGUAUAAAGGCAAAUUAUUUUUAAAUUUAAGAUAAUGUAUUUAUUGCAUUUUCGUUCGUGUUUACAGAUCAAAUGGGUUUUAGUAUAUACAUAUUGUUUUUAUAAGUAAAGUAUUUUAGCUUAAUUUAGACCUAAACCAUUUUGAACAGCACCUCUGACCUCGUUGAUAUAAUUUUUAUAAUAAUUAAUUAUAGUUUUAAGUUAUAAAAAAAACUAUAUAUACUUACACGUACCCCACUUUGGAUUUUAUGAACAAAUUAAAUUUAUGUGCUCUAAAAU